AGUGGCAACGCCACGGCAGCUGGACACGCACACAGGCACAACAUGUAAUUAUUUGUUUUCGUUUCGAGAAUUUCAGAGGUAAAAACCGAACGCACUACGUGGUGACAAGAUUACCCAGCGACGCAGACGACGAGUGGGACUGUCCGGCGGAUUGGGGGCAGCGGGAAACGGCGGUUACAACGGCAACAAGAUGCACCAGCAGCACAUGGACCUCCAUGCGCCCGUGGACCUGAACAAGUCCCUGGACGAGAUGACGCCGGAGGAGCGGAUGAGAGCGGAGCACCAACUGAUGGUGGAGAAGCAUCGCGGCCACGACGCCAUGCACUCCGAAAUGGUCAUCAUCCUGUUCGUCACCCUGGUCAUCGCCCAGAUCAUCCUGGUCGAGUGGAAGAAGCGCCACUACAGCUCCUACGCCUUCGUCACCCUGCUGGCCAUGUGGCUCAUCCCGCUGAUCAUCUCCUGCAGCUUCGGCUGGCUGCGCUUCAUCCUCAUCUGGCUGGUCUUCACCUGCAUCACGGCCCUGGUGAUGCGUCGGGCCAUCAGCAAGCCCAUCCAGGGCACAACGCCCAGGCUGGUCUACAAGUGGUUCUACUUCAUCUACAAACUGAGCUAUGGGCUCGGUCUGGUGGGCUACCUGGUGAUCAUGGCCGCCUUCCUGGGCAUGAACUACCUGUUCUCGCAGCCACCGAACACCUGGAUGGACGUGGGCCUGAUGUUCUGCUUCUACGGGCUGUAUAUCGGUGUUCUAGGGCGGGAUAUAUCCGAGAUAUGUUCGGAUAAGAUGGCGGCAGCCAUAGGCUACUACACACCGCAGGGCAUCCCCACGCGGCAUCUGGAUCAGAAUGUCUGCGCCGUUUGCGGCAAUCAGCUGCUGGUCUCCGAAAAGGAGGAGGGCGUCAUCGAGAACACCUACAAGCUGUCCUGCAACCAUGUGUUCCACGAGUUCUGCAUACGCGGCUGGUGCAUUGUGGGCAAGAAGCAGACGUGUCCCUACUGCAAGGAGAAGGUCGAUCUGCAGAAGAUGUUCCGCAAUCCCUGGGAGAAGCCGCAUGUGCUGUACGGACGCCUGCUGGACUGGAUCCGCUGGCUGGUGGCCUGGCAGCCGCUCAUCUUCUUCAUAGUACAAGGCAUCAACUGGAUGCUGGGACUGGAAUAGGUCCUUCGCUAGCUUUCCUCGGCGUCUAGUCAAGCACACACACUUUGGAUCAAGUCCUGCACAUGCAACACCACACAGAAGACACGACGACAGACGACAGACCAAUUGGAGGGGUGGCGAGUCACCAGGAGCACCACUAGCACCAUCAUUCCCCCGCCGCUCCCCUCCAGAACUCUCCAUCCAACCGUUUUCCGGGUUUCCGUUUCCGUUUCCAGUUCUGUGUGUGUUUUGCUCUUCGGGCACCCAACUUUUCCAUUCGUUCAGUCUCUAAUCGAAACGUAAAUGCAAUUUCGGAUAUAUGCAUCUAUAUCUAUAUAUUAUAGCUAUGUAUUUAUGUACAUAUGUGUGCCUGUGUGUAUGUCUCCUAGGUAUUAUUGCCGAUUUUAUUUUCUUGAUUCUAUUAAUUGCACUGGAGCUGGUUAGGAAUAAACAUAUACCAAAAAAUACAUCUAUUGAUAAAGUA
Molecule: messenger RNA, 1619 nt
Organism: Drosophila takahashii
Lineage: Eukaryota; Metazoa; Arthropoda; Insecta; Diptera; Drosophilidae
Product: E3 ubiquitin ligase Rnf121
Cellular component (GO): Golgi membrane; endoplasmic reticulum membrane
Molecular function (GO): ubiquitin protein ligase activity; metal ion binding
Source: RefSeq, a predicted model, not a curated record